This is a messenger RNA of Arachis duranensis, 858 nucleotides long. RefSeq names its product DNA topoisomerase 3-alpha. Bases 1 to 597 code for a protein of 198 amino acids. Lineage: Eukaryota; Viridiplantae; Streptophyta; Magnoliopsida; Fabales; Fabaceae. Gene Ontology annotation, molecular function: zinc ion binding; nucleic acid binding. The transcript has 5 exons. The record is from RefSeq and is a predicted model, not a curated record.
AUGAGUCGAGGUUGCAUAGGUGGCUGUGAUCAGAUUCUUGCGGAGUUGACAGAAAUAUGUGGCACUGGCUCUCGCACAGGAAGAGCUCGUGGACCAGCUGCACAAACCAACAAUGCCCGCCAAAGUAGCACAAGACAGGUUGUUUGUAUGAACUGCCAAGAAACAGGACAUUCUUCUAAUGAUUGUCCUUCACAAAGGAAUGCCCGGCAUCGUGGAACAAACCAACAAAACGGGGAAGCCACUGUUUCAUGCAGUUCCUGUGGGAUGCCAUGUGUUUUGAGAACUGCAAAUACCGAAAAUAACAGGGGAAGAAAGUUCUACAAAUGUCAAUCACAGGACUGUAACUUUUUUGCGUGGGAGGAUAGCCUCAACACUGGCACUGGAGGAAGAAAUUUUACACGUUCGAGUAGUAUUCCACAAGCCAACCGUGGGAGAAAUGGUGGCCGUGGAUCUCGUGGUAGAGGUAGACACAAUGGAUCUCAUGCUGCUAACACGACUUUUGUGUCAGCCACUGGUGACCCUGUUAGUGGCAGAAGAUGCUUUGUGUGUGGUGAUCCAUCUCACUUUGCUAAUGUGUGCCCUAACCGUGGUGGCUAAAGCGUGUGCUCAAUGAUUCAAAUCAGCAAUAUGGAAGGAAAACUAGGUUUGGUAUCCAUAACCUUUCUGUUUUGCAUGAGUUUGGUUAAGCGAUAGUAAGGUAGUUAUGUCAUAUAUUUAAGUAUGUAAUACCAACAAUUAUUACUUAUACAGGUCCAAAAAUGCCGUUAUUAACUGUCAUUUUUUUUCCCACUAUUUAUUUGGCAAGACGAAGAGUUUGUGGGAGUGGGGCAUCAAUAUGAUCCUUGAAAUCAGCUUGGU